Messenger RNA from Rhinolophus ferrumequinum (greater horseshoe bat), 1742 nucleotides. RefSeq names its product thioredoxin domain containing 15 (gene TXNDC15). Gene Ontology annotation, cellular component: cilium. The transcript is spliced from 5 exons. Gene Ontology annotation, biological process: cilium assembly. Lineage: Eukaryota; Metazoa; Chordata; Mammalia; Chiroptera; Rhinolophidae. The record is from RefSeq and is a predicted model, not a curated record. Bases 32 to 1216 code for a protein of 394 amino acids.
AUGGCGCCCGCGGCGGCUGCCAGCUGCUAAGAUGGCGACAUGGGGGCGGUGCUCGCGCUUCCCGGCUGUCCUCUCCCGUCUUCCUCCCGCUGGAAUCGCGGUUCGCGUCGCCGUGCACCGGUUGCCUUUUGGCCCGGGUGGUGGUCCCGGCCGCCUCCCUCCCCGCGCCAUGUGGCUCCUCGGCUGGUGGCAGGUACUGCUGUGGGUGCUGGGGCCUCCCGCCCGCGGCCUGGAGGUUGCAGAGGAAAGUGGUCACUUGUGGUCAGGGGAGCAGCCUGCUCGUCCUCUCCAGGUGGGGGCUGUGUACCUGAGUGACGAGGAGCCCUCCCACGGCCCGAUGGGCCAGGACACGUCAGCGGAAGAGGCUGGCGCAGCGUUGGGGCUGGACAACGAAGGCGACCACGUGGUGAUGUUGUCUGUGAUUCCUGGGGAAGCCGAGGACAAACUGAGCUCCGAGCCCAGCGGCGGCACCUGCGGCGCUGGAAGGGACGAGGACUCGCGGUGUGACCUCAGAGAGGGCCUCUUCUCUCUGGCCGGCGCUGGAGUGAGCUUCCGGGAUAGAGAAGAGGAGGAUUACCCGGAGCCGGAAGUGGCGGAACCGGACCCGGCGCCCACCGAGGACUCCAACCACACCGACAGUCAGAAAUCCCCCAAGGUGAACUGCGAGGAGAGGAAUGUCACGGGACUGGAGAACUUCACCCUGAAAAUUUUAAAUGUGUCACAGGACCUUAUGGAUUUUCUCAACCCCAACGGUAGUGACUGCACGCUAGUUUUGUUCUAUACCCCGUGGUGCCGAUUCUCGGCCACUUUGGCCCCUCAUUUUAAUUCUCUGCCCCGGGCAUUUCCAGCUCUUCAUUUUUUGGCACUGGAUGCAUCUCAGCACAGCAGCCUUUCUACCAGGUUUGGCACCGUAGCCGUUCCCAAUAUCUUGUUAUUUCAAGGAGCUAAACCAAUGGCUAGAUUUAAUCAUACAGACCGAACGUUGGAAACACUGAAAAUCUUCAUUUUUAACCAGACAGGUAUAGAAGCCAAGAAAAAUGUGGUGGUAACUCAAGCUGACCAAAUAGGCCCUCUUCCCAGCACUUUGAUAAAAAGCGUGGACUGGUUGCUUGUAUUUUCUUUAUUCUUUUUAAUUAGUUUUAUUAUGUAUGCUACCAUUCGAACUGAGAGUAUUCGGUGGCUAAUUCCAGGACAAGAGCAGGAGCAUGCGGAGUAGGGAUGAACUGAAAGAAGUUGGAAAGAGGAAUUUCAAUCCUUCAUUUCAGAAAUUAAUGCUGCACUUUCAUUUUCUCCAGUGAAAUGUUGACUUACAACUUCAAAGAAUCAUGUGCGUUUGUUGGACUGUGGAAUGUGUAAAAAAAUUAAAAAUUGGUGUUUUAACUAGUGUUGCAAUGAGCAAAUGCAAAAAUAUUCAAUGGAAUUUACCAUUCUUGUUUUUACUACUUGAACAUAAUCCAGUAUUUUAAGGCAGUAAUCCAGCUUGAAAUGUGAAGAUGUGUUCUGGUGGAAUAGUGGGUAGAAUGACAGUAUGCUUACUGGACAGGAGGCAGAAAGAAGACUUUCAGAUUAUAGUUUUAGAAAACUCUUGAUUCCUUAUAUAUGUCUCAGAAGGUUUUCUAUUCAUUUGUAGUUUCUCUCUCAGAGUCUAUAAGCAGGAAAGUGUUGUGGGAAAAAUAACUAGAAUUGAUAAGUUUGACCUUACAAGUAUCAACUGAUGGGGCAAUAAAAGUCAAAUACCUUGA